AUGGGGCUUGGAUUCUGGAUUAACCUUGGUGUCUCAACAUGCCAACUAGAACGUGCCCCCUAUAAACAGUGCCAACUAGAGCGUGCCCCCUAUAACCAGUGCCAACUAGAGCGUGCCCCCUAUAACCAGUGCCAACUAGAGCGUGCCCCCUAUAAACAGUGCCAACUAGAGCGUGCCCCCUAUAACCAGUGCCAACUAGAGCGUGCCCCCUAUAAACAGUGCCAACUAGAGCGUGCCCCCUAUAACCAGUGCCAACUAGAGAGUGCCCCAUAUAAACAGUGCACACUAGAGCGUGCCCCAUAUAAACAGUGCACACUAGAGCGUACCCCCUAUAACCAGUGCCAACUAGAGUGUGCCCCCUAUAAACAGUGCCAACUAGAGUGUGCCCCCUAUAAACAGUGCCAACUAGAACAUGCCCCCUAUAAACAGUGCCAACUAGAGCGUGCCCCCUAUAACCAGUGCCAACUAGAGCGUGCCCCCUAUAACCAGUGCCAACAAGAACAUGCCCCCUAUAAACAGUGCCAACUAGAGCGUGCCCCCUAUAAACAGUGCCAACUAGAGUGUGCCCCCUAUAAACAGUGCCAACUAGAACAUGCCCCCUAUAAACAGUGCCAGCUAGAACAUGCCCCCUAUAAACAGUGCAAACUAGAACAUGCCCCCUAUAAACAGUGCCAACUAGAGCGUGCCCCCUAUAACCAGUGCCAACUAGAGCGUGCCCCCUAUAACCAGUGCCAACUAGAGCGUGCCCCCUAUAAACAGUGCCAACUAGAGCGUGCCCCCUAUAACCAGUGCCAACUAGAGCGUGCCCCCUAUAAACAGUGCCAACUAGAGCGUGCCCCCUAUAACCAGUGCCAACUAGAGAGUGCCCCAUAUAAACAGUGCACACUAGAGCGUGCCCCAUAUAAACAGUGCACACUAGAGCGUACCCCCUAUAACCAGUGCCAACUAGAGUGUGCCCCCUAUAAACAGUGCCAACUAGAGUGUGCCCCCUAUAAACAGUGCCAACUAGAACAUGCCCCCUAUAAACAGUGCCAACUAGAGCGUGCCCCCUAUAACCAGUGCCAACUAGAGCGUGCCCCCUAUAACCAGUGCCAACAAGAACAUGCCCCCUAUAAACAGUGCCAACUAGAGCGUGCCCCCUAUAACCAGUGCCAACUAGAGCGUGCCCCCUAUAAACAGUGCCAACUAGAACAUGCCCCCUAUAAACAGUGCCAACUAGAGCGUGCCCCCUAUAACCAGUGCCAACUAGAGCGUGCCCCCUAUAACCAGUGCCAACAAGAACAUGCCCCCUAUAAACAGUGCCAACUAGAGCGUGCCCCCUAUAAACAGUGCCAACUAGAGUGUGCCCCCUAUAAACAGUGCCAACUAGAGUGUGCCCCCUAUAAACAGUGCCAACUAGAACAUGCCCCCUUUAAACAGUGCCAGCUAGAACAUGCCCCCUAUAAACAGUGCAAACUAGAACAUGCCCCCUAUAAACAGUGCCAACUAGAACAUGCCCCCUAUAAACAGUGCACACUAGAGCGUGCCCCCUAUAAACAGUGCCAACUAUGCCAACUAGAGCGUGCCCCCUAUAACCAGUGCCAACUAGAGCGUGCCCCCUAUAAUCAGUGCCAACUAGAGCGUGCCCCCUAUAACCAGUGCCAACUAGAGCGUGCCCCCUAUAACCAGUGCCAACUAGUGCGUGCCCCCUAUAAACAGUGCCAACUAGAGCGUGCCACCUAUAAACAGUGCCAACUAGAGUGUGCCCCCUAUAAACAGUGCCAACUAGAGUGUGCCCUCUAUAAACAGUGCCAACUAGAACAUGCCCCCUAUAAACAGUGUCAACUAGAGUUUUCCCCCUAUAAACAGUGCCAACUAGAGCGUGCCCCCUAUAAACAGUGCCAACUAGAACAUGCCCCCUAUAAACAGUGUCAACUAGAGUUUUCCCCCUAUAAACAGUGCCAGCUAGAGCCUGUUCCUGACUUUGUGAAGUUACCGUUUUCUCUGACUGACUUCCUGCUGACAACCUCAGGCCUGUUCCUUCUUGACUACCAGGAAUAUAACCUCUUCACUGCCCUAGACUACCAGGAAUAUAACCUCUUCACUGCCCUAGACUACCAGGAAUAUAACCUCUUCACUGCCCUAGACUACCAGGAAUAUAACCUCUUCACUGCCCUAGACUACCAGGAAUAUAACCUCUUCACUGCCCUAGACUACCAGGAAUAUAACCUCUUCACUGCCCUAGACUACCAGGAAUAUAACCUCUUCACUGCCCUAGACCACAAGGAAUAUAACCUCUUCACUGCCCUAGACUACCAGGAAUAUAACCUCUUCACUACCCUAGACUACCAGGAAUAUAACAUCUUCAUUGCCCUAGAGAAUGACUCCAACAAUUUAAAGUUCUUUGGGAUUGAAAAAGUGGAACCUUCACCCAGAGGGGGAAAUUUCGAUCAACGGUUAUUACAGAAAGAGUGUCGCUGGAUCUAUGAACUAGGUACUAGUGGCCCGGAGGGGCUAAAUGAACAACUAAAUUAUGCGUGCUUUCUGUGA
This is a messenger RNA of Hyla sarda, 2529 nucleotides long. RefSeq names its product involucrin-like. The record is from RefSeq and is a predicted model, not a curated record. The transcript is spliced from 6 exons. Lineage: Eukaryota; Metazoa; Chordata; Amphibia; Anura; Hylidae. Bases 1 to 2529 code for a protein of 842 amino acids.